AUUCUACAACCUUCUACACUUUUUUCCUUGUUAUCUCCGCUACCACUCUACUCUCUCAACUACUUUAUCUUCUUUCUUCAGCACCCAUGGCCAAGGUCAAGAUCGGAAUCAACGGAUUCGGAAGAAUCGGACGUUUGGUUGCUAGAGUGGCUUUGAAGAGAGAUGAUGUUGAACUCGUUGCAGUUAACGAUCCCUUCAUUACUACCGAUUACAUGACAUACAUGUUUAAGUAUGACAGUGUUCACGGACAAUGGAAAAACGAUGAGCUCACUGUGAAGGACUCUAACACCCUUCUCUUCGGUGAGAAGCCAGUUACUGUCUUUGCACACAGGAACCCAGAGGAGAUCCCAUGGGCCAGCACUGGUGCUGAUAUUAUUGUUGAGUCCACCGGUGUUUUUACCGAUAAGGACAAGGCUGCUGCCCAUUUGAAGGGUGGUGCCAAGAAGGUCAUUAUUUCUGCUCCCAGUAAAGAUGCUCCCAUGUUUGUUGUUGGUGUUAACGAGCAUGAAUACAAGCCAGAGUUCGACAUUGUUUCCAACGCUAGUUGUACCACCAACUGCCUUGCCCCACUUGCUAAGGUUAUCAAUGACAGGUUUGGCAUUGUUGAGGGUUUGAUGACCACCGUCCAUUCCAUCACUGCCACUCAGAAGACUGUUGAUGGGCCAUCAGCCAAAGACUGGAGAGGUGGAAGAGCUGCCUCAUUUAACAUCAUUCCUAGCAGUACCGGAGCUGCUAAGGCUGUUGGCAAAGUGCUUCCUGUUUUGAAUGGAAAAUUGACCGGAAUGGCAUUCCGUGUCCCAACUGUUGAUGUCUCAGUUGUUGACCUUACAGUGAAGCUUGAGAAGGCCGCUACCUACGACGAAAUCAAGGCUGCUAUCAAGGAGGAGUCUGAGGGCAAGUUGAAAGGCAUUCUCGGAUACACUGAAGAUGAUGUGGUCUCCACCGACUUCAUUGGUGAUACUAGGUCAAGUAUCUUUGAUGCCAAGGCUGGAAUUGCCUUAAAUGACCGGUUUGUUAAGCUUGUCUCAUGGUAUGACAACGAGUUGGGCUACAGUACCCGUGUCGUUGACCUCAUUGUUCACAUUGCCAAGCAACUCUAAGGUGUUUAGGUGGUAGUUCUAUAAAGUUGCCUGCUUAUGUUUCUUACCUUCUAUUAGCCUAGCAGUAGUUAGGCCUCUUUUUAAUGUAAUAAAUUGAUUUCCUGAACUCAUGGAGUUUGCCCCUUAUGGAGCGUUAGUUUUUUUGGUUGCUUAAUACAUUGAGCAAUGAGCUGUUUUGGAUUUUUGUGUAUUUACUGAUGUGAUUGGUUUCAUUUCUGUUAAUAAACGAUUUUCUUAAGGGAACAGUAAAUUAAAACAUGCCAAGCAUAAAAU
This is a messenger RNA of Cicer arietinum (chickpea), 1373 nucleotides long. It is a transcript of the gene GAPDH, whose product is annotated as glyceraldehyde-3-phosphate dehydrogenase, cytosolic. The record is from RefSeq and is marked validated. Gene Ontology annotation, molecular function: NAD binding; NADP binding; glyceraldehyde-3-phosphate dehydrogenase (NAD+) (phosphorylating) activity. Gene Ontology annotation, biological process: glycolytic process; glucose metabolic process. Gene Ontology annotation, cellular component: cytosol. NCBI's taxonomy places the organism in Eukaryota, Viridiplantae, Streptophyta, Magnoliopsida, Fabales, Fabaceae.